AUUGUAUAGUAGCCUAUCAUGGAACAUCUCAACUUUACUGAAGUUAUAAGCAGAUGCAUGUUUGUCAACAAAUGAAACUUUUCAAAAAAUAUUUUUUUAACACCAAAAAAUACUAUUCAUUUUAAUUAUUCCGUGAUACUCAAGUUUUAGAAAUGGCUACUCCUGCUCCAACUGCUUUAGUAAGUCAGAAGAAAAAACAUUUUAUUGGUGUUCCAGCACCAUUAGGAUAUGUUGCUGGUGUUGGAAGAGGAGCAACUGGUUUUACAACUCGUUCAGAUAUUGGACCUGCCCGAGAUGCCAGUGAUGUUCCAGAUGAUCGCCAUGCUCCUCCAAAUAAAAGAAAGAAGAUGCAACAGAAAGAUGAAGAAGAAGAAGAUGAUGAAGAUUUGAAUGACUCAAAUUAUGAUGAGUUUGCUGGAUAUGGAGGCAGUUUAUUUAGUAAAGAUCCUUAUGAUAAAGAUGAUGAAGAAGCUGAUGCAAUCUAUGAAGCCAUUGAUAAAAGGAUGGAUGAAAAAAGAAAAGAAUACAGGGAAAUGAAGUUGAAGGUGGAAUUGGAAAGAUAUCGUCAAGAGAGGCCAAAAAUCCAGAUGCAGUUUUCAGAUUUAAAGAGAGAUCUAGCUCAUGUGAGUGAGGAGGAAUGGAAAAGUAUUCCUGAAGUUGGAGAUGCUAGAAAUAAGAGGCAGAGAAAUCCAAGACCAGAAAAAUACACUCCUGUACCAGAUUCUAUUUUAGCCAAAGCUGGUAUGUCAAAUGAGUCAUCUCUUGACCCACUGCAACAGGGAUUUGGAUCUGGUCUCAUGACUCCUUAUCCUGGAACAAAUACUCCUGGUGGUAUCAUGACUCCAGGUUGGGCUACUUCUACUGUAGAUCUAGAUUUGAGAAAAAUAGGUCAAGCCAGAAAUGCUCUAAUGGAUAUCAAACUUAAUCAGGUUUCUGAUUCUGUUAGUGGUCAGACUGUUAUUGAUCCAAAAGGGUAUCUUACUGAUUUACAAUCAAUGAUUCCUAUGCAUGGAGCUGAUAUUAGUGAUAUUAAAAAGGCCCGACUAUUAUUGAAGAGUGUACGAGAAACUAAUCCCAACCAUCCUCCAGCUUGGAUAGCUUCAGCUCGUUUAGAAGAAGUUACUGGCAAGUUACAAACAGCCCGUAACUUGAUUAUGAAAGGAUGUGAAAUGUGUCCUAAAUCUGAAGAUGUGUGGUUAGAAGCUGCAAGGCUACAGCCUGCAGAUUUAGCAAAAGCUGUUAUAUCUCAAGCUCUACGUCACAUUCCAAUGUCUGUGCGAUCAUGGAUUAAAGCUGCUGAUUUAGAGACUGAACUUAAAGCUAAGAAAAAAGUAUUUAAAAAGGCACUUGCUCAUAUUCCAAAUUCUGUUCGUUUGUGGAAAGCUGCUGUAGAAUUGGAAGAACCUGAAGAUGCUCGAAUCCUUUUGAGCAGAGCUGUGGAAUGUUGUCCUACCAAUACAGAUCUUUGGUUAGCUUUAGCACGAUUGGAAACUUACGAAAAUGCGCGAAAGGUACUUAAUAAAGCUCGUGAAAACAUUCCUACUGAUCGACUUAUUUGGAUCACUGCUGCAAAAUUAGAAGAAGCAAAUGGAAAUAGUAGAAUGGUAGAAAAAAUUAUUGAUCGUGCUGUAACUUCUUUAAGGGCUAAUGGUGUUGAAAUCAACAGAGAACAAUGGCUUAAUGAUGCUGUUGAAUGUGAAAAGGCUGGAUCUGUUUUAACAUGCCAAGCAAUUGUUCGUACUGUCAUUGGUAUUGGUGUUGAAGAUGAAGAUCGCAAACAUGCUUGGAUGGAAGAUGCAGACUCGUGUGCAAAUCAAGGAGCAUAUGAGUGUGCUAGAGCCAUUUAUGCACAUGCUUUAUCAAUGUUUCCUAGUAAGAAAAGCAUAUGGUUACGAGCUGCUUAUUUUGAGAAAAAUCAUGGUACCAGAGAAUCUCUUGAAGCCUUGUUACAAAGAGCUGUUGCACAUUGUCCAAAAGCUGAAGUUCUAUGGCUCAUGGGAGCUAAGUCAAAGUGGCUUGCUGGUGAUGUUCCAGCUGCUCGCAGCAUUUUAUCUUUAGCCUUUCAAGCAAAUCCGAAUAGUGAAGAAAUUUGGCUUGCUGCUGUAAAAUUAGAAAGUGAGAAUAAUGAAUAUGAAAGAGCUCGACGUCUGUUAGCAAAAGCUAGAGCCAGUGCACCCACUGCCAGAGUUAUCAUGAAGUCUGUUCGUCUGGAAUGGGCUUUGGGAGAUUUGAAAAAAGCUAAUACUUUACUUGAUGAAGGUAUUAAGCAGUAUCCAGAUUUUGCUAAAUUAUGGAUGAUGAGAGGUCAAAUUUUAGAACAAGAAAAUCGUAUUAAUGAAGCUAGAGAUGUUUAUAAUCAGGGAAUAAAAAAAUGUCCCACUUCAAUACCUUUGUGGUUGCUGCUGGCGCAACUGGAACUAAGAAAUGGGGCGUUAAUAAAAGCUCGUUCAGUUCUUGAAAAAGCUCGAUUAAAAAAUCCGAAGAAUCCACAACUUUUAUUAGAGUCUAUUCGAGUUGAGUUACAUGGUGGAUUGAAAGAUAUAGCUAUGAAUCUGAUGGCAAAAGCUAUGCAAGAGUGUCCAAACAGUGGAAUAUUAUGGGCUGAAGCAAUCUUUCUUGAACCACGUCCUCAAAGAAAAACGAAAAGUGUUGAUGCUUUAAAGAGAUGUGAACAUGACCCACAUGUGCUUCUGGCUGUAUCAAAAUUGUUUUGGACAGAAAGGAAGACAAAUAAAGCUAGAGAAUGGUUUAACAAAACAGUUAAGAUUGAUCCUGAUCUAGGAGAUGCUUGGGCAUACUAUUAUAAAUUUGAAUUGAUUCAUGGAACCGAGGAACAACAAGAAGAUGUUAAGAAAAGAUGUGUUCAUGCAGAACCAAGGCAUGGUGAACAUUGGUGUAAAGUAUCUAAAAACAUUCUCAACUGGAGGAAAAAGACAGAACAAAUUUUGGUUAUGACAGCUGCAUCACUAAGUGUACCUACAUAAGUUUGUGUAUUUGCUUCUCAUACAAUAGUAUGAACAAUCUAACAUGAACCAACACUUGUGCAGUAUAAUUUACUCUUGUGAAGUUUCGAGAAUAAUUUUUAUGUUUUUUUAGCUUUGUAUAAGCAAGGAUAUUCAAUAAAUAUAUAAGAUUACAAGAGAUAUAUUCAUUCCUCCUUUUCUUAUUUAUUCUAUGCAUAAUGAAUAUUAAAUGAAUAACCACUCUUCUGUCAUUGUUAUCAUAU
Molecule: messenger RNA, 3226 nt
Organism: Argiope bruennichi
Lineage: Eukaryota; Metazoa; Arthropoda; Arachnida; Araneae; Araneidae
Gene: Prp6
Product: pre-mRNA-processing factor 6-like
Exons: 22
Coding region: 153-2984 (943 amino acids)
Biological process (GO): mRNA splicing, via spliceosome; spliceosomal tri-snRNP complex assembly
Cellular component (GO): catalytic step 2 spliceosome; U4/U6 x U5 tri-snRNP complex
Molecular function (GO): protein binding
Source: RefSeq, a predicted model, not a curated record